This is a messenger RNA of Acaulospora colombiana, 6111 nucleotides long. Lineage: Eukaryota; Fungi; Glomeromycota; Glomeromycetes; Diversisporales; Acaulosporaceae. The record is from the annotation of a GenBank genome assembly.
AUGUCAAAAGACCUUGACAAAAAAGUAGACACCUUAGCGGAACUAGAAGAGGAGCUGCUCGAAGAAACACCUCUCGAGCCUCAAGAGAUAGUUCAACUGAUACCAUCACUGCGGGAUGCAUUACGGGGUUCUCAGAUCGCAGUUUCUUAUGCGGCACUUGAAUGUCUAAAUCCUUUUGUGUCCUUAAUAGCGGCCACACAUCCGGGUCAGCUAAAGAAUGUAAUAUCGGCUUUUUCUCCGGCUGUGAUUGACAAGCUGGGCGAUGCAAAAGACAAAGUGAGGGAUGUCGCAUUGCAAGUACUAUUAACAAUGUAUAGUUCCGCGUCAACAGCAAAUGACAGCGCCAAUGUUAUGACAACACUAGUAAAGAUAAUCAAAGAAAUGGCUUUUGGACAUAAGCAGUGGAGAGUGAGAGAGCAGAUCCUACAAUGGAUAAUAGUAUGCACGCAACAGAAUGCCGAUGUCUCUCUUAGACAAUGGGUACCAUAUAUGGUAAAAUUAUUAGAGGACUCUUAUGAACCAGUGAGAGAGACCGCUAAAGAUAUGAUAGUGCUUCUUUUCAGUGCUGCUCCUGCGCACGCUAAAUCUGACUUGAAGCGGGAACUCAAAGAACAAUCUAUUCGCGCUGGUAUUGUUGAUUACAUUCUUUCAAAGGUUGCUGGAAAUCAAUCACCAAACGAUAUACAAUAUGAUAGGCCUUUUGAUAAUCAUCAUACGGACGGUGGGUCCGAGUUAACAGAAGAUGAUUAUUCAAAUGGAGUAGUCGAACACGAUGAAGUAUCUAAGCAUAACGAACUCGUGAUGAAACCUGCUAACACGGUUGACAAUGACAUCGGUGUUAUUUAUGUGGAUAGCACCAAAGAAUUAGAACGAGAGUUUCAGAACUUACUCAUACCUUUUCAAGGCAAAGAAUCAGAACAAAAUUGGACAGUUAGAGAAAGAAAUAUUAGUCGAAUGAGAUCAUUGAUCCGGGGAAAUGCCUUUUCUAAUUAUCCUGAGACGUUCAUCAAUGGGCUAAAGUUAUUUGUUGAUGGCUUAGAAAAAUCGCUCAUGAGUUUAAGGACCACUCUCUCCUUGGCUAGUGCCGGUCUUGUAAGAGAUUUAGCAGUACAUCUAGGAUCCGCGAUAGAUCCUUUUGCAGACAAUAUCUUGGCAGACCUUAUAAAAAUGGUUUCUUCUACAAAGAAGAUUGUUUCACAAGCUGCCGCUAAUACUGCGAAUGAUCUCUUGCAACAUGCCUCAUAUCAUCAUCGGCUAGUCACACAGUUGUGGCAUGCAAUGGAGGAGAAAAACAUACAGCUAAGAAGUCAUGCAAUUGUUUUUGUGAGGACCGUGAUAAUAUCACACGGGGAUAGAAGGGAUGCGAUGGAAAGAAGUGGGGGAGCCGAAACUCUUGAAAAGUGUGUAAAAAAGGGACUAACUGAUGCGAAUCCCAAGGUAAGAGAAACCUGUCGGGAGGUAUUCUGGACCUUUUAUGAGGUCUUUCCAGAUAGGGGUGAAAGAAUAAUGAGAAACUUGGAACCGGCUGUUAAGAAGCAAGUUGAACGUGAUCGACCAAAAAACUUACAGCCGAUAUCAUCACCAACGAGUGUAAACCCGGCAAAACGCCCAACCACCCCUUCUCCCAAGCGUCCAACCACUCCCUCCUCCAAGCGUCCAACCACUCCCUCCCCCAAACGUCCGACCACUCCCUCCCCCAAACGUUCAACCACUCCAGGUCCUAAGCGUCCUACAACGCCAGGACUUAAACGACCGACAACUCCAGCGUCGCCGUCAGAAGAGCGUAACAGAAAUUUGAGUACAGGGAGUUCCAACAGAAGGGCAAGUCUCGCCGCCGGAUCAGACAGCAGUGCAAACGAUAACUAUUCAACGCAAGAGAAGAAAAGGGUUAUCAGGGAGCAACCAAAGUCAGCAUCCAAACCUGCGUUACGAUCGAAAUCACCCGCCCCUCCUUCUAUGGCAAGAAGUAAAUCGGAAAACCCUUCAUCUGAAACAAUGUUACGUCCAAAGUCGCCUUUCUCUCCGCAAGGACGACGAGCUUCACAGGUUCCGUCUGUUCCUCGCAAACCGACAAUCAUGGAACAACUGCAGCAUGAAGAAUGGACAGUUCGCGUAGAAGGCAUAAUGAACAUAGCACAGUUGGUUGUGAAGAGAUCUUUGGAUUCACCAUACGGAAAAAAUGGGACCGUUGAUUCCGGAAAAUCCCUUCUCCCGCCCGAUGAUGUGCUGAGUUCGGCAUUAAUCAACGUAUUGAAUGAUCCGAACUUCAAAGUCAUUGGGACCUUUUUCAACGAAAAUGUUUUCAAGGAGUUAUCACAAGUUAUCCAACUUGAACAGAUGAUUCCCAAAGUGUUGCUAAUGGCGAGGGAUGAAGAAAACCCAGAAAGAGCGGCACUAAUAAAUGAAUUCUUUCCCAACAUUAAGGCAUCUAUUAGUUCUGAUAAAUUACUGGCCGUUCUCAAUAAAUGUCUAAUACCAUUAGGGAACUUUGGAAGUGCGCAAAAAAAAUCUACGGGAUUUACAACGCCUCAGAAGCGUAGGAUUUUGAAUGGCAUUCUAAUUUGGCUCAAUGAAAUUGCCUCAACGAAAUUAAGUGAAGCAGAAGAGGGAAACGUUAGAGGUUAUUUAGGGGAGGGUGAUAAGUUUAGAAUGAUCAUUGAUCGUAUAGUUUCCUUCGUUCCAUUAAUUAAGGAGACGUCGGAAAAUUUUGAACCGCUCAGUAAUCUAUUGACCACUUUGCAUAAGCUAAAUGCCGAUCUAUUCGAAUCAAUAUUAUUUGAAUUUGACAAUACGAUAAUUGAGAUCGUGGGAAAUAUAAUCGGAUGGGAAGAAGAGUUGUUGGAGGUUGAAGAGGAAUUUUUAGCCAAGGAGCAAGAGAGGGAAGAGAAAAGGUACCAAUCUGAGGAACAGAGGUUGCUGCUUGAGCAACAAGAGGCAGAGAAAAAAGCAUAUGAAGAAAAAUUGAUUCAAGAACAACAGUUGCAUCUACAGCAAUUACAGCAACAAAAACAAGAACAGAUGGAGAGGAAGAGGAAAGAACGAGAGUUACAACUACAAAGAGAACGCGAAAAAGAGCUAGAAGCUCGGCAGUUACAAGAAAUUGAACGUGAAAAAGAACUGCAGAAACAACGCGAAAUUGAAAUACAACAGAAACUCGAAAUGGAGAAACGUGAACAGGAGUAUGAAGCACAGAUCCGAGAAUACGAGCGUGAAUUGCAGCAGAAACGUGAACAACGUGAACAACGUGAACGUCUAUUGCAACAGCAACGGGAACAGAGGGAACUAUGGGAGAAGGAACAGAGGGAACAAUGGGAACGGGAACAGAAGGAACAAUGGGAGCAGGAACAGAGGGAACAAUGGGAACGAGAACAAGAACAGCAAAAACAAAAGGAACAGUGGGAACGAGAACAAGAGCAGCAAAAACAAAAGGAACAGUGGGAACGAGAGCAAGAGCAGCAAAAACAAAGGGAACAGUGGGAACGAGAACAAGAGCAGCAAAAACAAAAGGAACAAUGGGAGCAGGAACAGAGGGAACUAUGGGAACGAGAACAAGAGCAGCAAAAACAGAGGGAACAGUGGGAACGAGAACAAGAGCGGCAAAAACAAAAGGAACAGUGGGAACGAGAACAAGAGCGGCAAAAACAGAAGGAACAGUGGGAACGAGAACAAGAGCAGCAAAAACAGAAGGAACAGUGGGAACGAGAACAGGAGCAGCAAAAACAGCGUGAACUGGAAUUACGCCAACAGCAAGAAGAACUUGAACUUCAACAGAAACACAAGGAAGAAUUACAAUUACAACGUGAAUUAGAACUCAAACGUGAAAUUCAAUUGAAACGUGAUCAAGAACUUCAACAGAAGCGCGAGCGCGAGACGAAACAAGAAUAUGAGUUAGACAAGCGAUACGAACGUGAAAUAUCCGAAAGGGAAACUCAGUAUUGGGAAAGUGAAGGGGGGAUGGAGAAACAACAUAUGCUGUUACAAAAAUCUUCGAGGCUUCAAAAAAUGGCGUCUCAGCCGUCGCUCAGAAGGAAUCAAUAUAGGAAUUCGAUCGCAAGUAGCAGCGUAGAUGAUUGGAUUAAAAACCAAAGCGUAUCCCAAUUACCACAGAAUGACACUUUUCGAAGUUCAAAAGAGUUUGAUACUACCUGGGAUCAGGAGGGGACGCAAAGAAAAUCCGUGAUCGCGGACUUACAUAUUACAGAAUCACGUGGACUUGACGGCGAAGGUCGGAAGAUGACAACGCCGACCCAAAGGUUACCAAGAGAUUCAGAAUUCGAAGAAAGGAUAAAUAGACUUCGGCAAAAAGAGACUGCCGAGAGUUUCAAUGAACGAGGAGGUCGUUCAUUAUCUCGAAAUAGUAAGGAUUCCGAGUGGUCUCAAAGAGUUUCAAGAGAUUCAUAUAUAAGGGAAUGGAGUGGCAGAAGCCCGCAAUAUUCACCUAGAACCCAUUUGGAAAAUGAAAGGAGCAGAUAUUCUUCACCUAGAGAGUUUGAUGGAAGUGAAAGAGACUCAUCACGAGAUUCAGGGUCUCGAGACAUUAGAUCAUCAAGCAAAGGAAAUGAUUGGGUUAAUCAAGACGUACGUAGACCCAGAGAAAACGAUUGGACCGAAACCGUAGAGAAAGAUCAUUCAAUUGAAAAUUAUGAUGAAGAAGAUGGUAUUAGCGAGAUAGACAUUAAUCAACCAGAGCGAAUAGGAAAUAAAGUGAAACAAGCGCGUAAUGCACCCACGGACACGUUGGUAUCUUUGCCUGCUCUUCCCCGUGGAUAUAAAAUUUCUGAAUUUGAUGAACGAGAUCCAGAGAUGAAAAAUCUUAAAGAGCUUGUGGAGAAACUGGAUGCCGAGGAUAAUGCUUUAUAUGAGGAGGAUCCGCCGGAAAAUUUUGACGAUGGAACCCUACAGAAACCGAUGAGCAUUGUUAUUUCAGAAGAUACCUGGAAACAUCUUGCCAACACUUUAAAUGGUGAUAUUAACCCCUUCUUCAUAAAUCCUGAGGAUCGACAUAAGAACGGCGGGCUUGCAGACCCUACGUUGACUCCCAUACAGGAGGUGGAGAUACCUGAAGUCUUCCAAGCAUCCAAAGAAUCCACAUUUCAAGACAAUAUUGUAUCAAGUAAAUUUAAUAACGACCUUUCCUCAAAACCAUGUGACGAAAGGUUGCCCUUCGGAUCAGCGAGCUAUGCCGCAAAUGAACCGAAUGAUCGUGAUAGUAUCACAUCUUCUCCAAUGGGGACAGAAAUUAGUAAUGAUGUCCCUGCUGCAUCCUCUCCUGAGCGAACAAAAGGGAGGAUGACGGGGGCGCGCGACCGUGCAUUAAUGCCAAAACAUGUUCAAGAGAAACGGUUAAUCCUUAUAACGAAUUUGGCUCGUUUGAAUAGUCGUGACGUAGAUAGUCUUCUUUUCCGUAAUUUAUCUCGAUUAACCGUGGAGACACCGCUCGCCAACAGAGAACUUGCCGAUGACAUUUGGGAGCAAGGAGAACGAUUCGGUGAAUUGAUUACAGCACUAAUAGGUUUUCUGAGUGAUUCUUCUCAGAGAAACGCGGAAUUUAAGGAAAAUGCUUUGAUACUCCUUGGGCAACUGUUAGAAAACCAAUUCGACUAUGCAACUGAUAGGCGCCUUGAAAGGGAUGUAUUGCGCGUCUUAUUAGAGUGUUGCGCUGAUAAAUCUAAUAGUACCUACAUUCAUGCGACAGAAAUCCUCGAAAAUUAUAUUCGAAUCGUCGAUAGCAAUGGGGGUUUAUAUGCGUUGAUUGACAUUAUGGAAUCAAGUCUAUUUGGAAAAACUCAAUCAAGUUCACAGUCGGGCAUGAAACAGGGUGCGUUUUCGGUGUUAAGUUUGUUGGUUAAAAGGUUCGAUCGAAAGUCUUUGGAGAGACAAAUAGGGAGGAUCAUUCCGUUAACCCUUAAGGGAAUCAAUGAUCCUAAAGCGGAGAUAAGAAGGUCCGUUGUAGAUUCACUUGUAGCGGUAUAUUCAGUAAUUGGCGACGAUAAUACCCUAUUCCAAUAUCUUGAUGGCCUUAAUCCUUCACAAUUAAAUCUUCUUAAUUAUUUUUUCAAUAAAAGCCGUAACCAAAGAGAAAGUAUAGCGGCACGGGGAGUGCAAGCAUAA